This is a messenger RNA of Chironomus riparius, 486 nucleotides long. Lineage: Eukaryota; Metazoa; Arthropoda; Insecta; Diptera; Chironomidae. The record is from the annotation of a GenBank genome assembly.
AUGAUUUUCAAGAGUUUUUUUGGUUUUAAAUUAGAAAUUGGGGGUUUAAUUAUUGGAUGGUUGGGUGUGAUUUUAACAGGUCUAUUGAUCCCAGUAUGUGUAGUAUUAAUGCAGGUUCCUUAUUUAAUAUCUCGAAAAAGUGGAAGGACCAUUGAUGAUAAUGUAACUUUCUCCAAAGUAUUGAUUAUCAUUCUAUCGGCUUUUAUAUCAUUAUUAGCGUUUAGUUGUUUCAUCUACUCGCUCUUGCUCCGAGGAAUUUCAAAUAGAUCACACAAAAAAAUUCUUCCAGCUGUUAUUCUUCUGGGAACUGGAUUAAUAGGACUGGGAAUAGGAACAUUAACUAGUUUAAGUAUCGACUAUAGCUCCGAUGGAAUUUUACAAGUAAUUUCAGGAUUAUUGAUUUACGGUUACAUUUUUGCUAUUAUUUACUCAUUGUAUGUCAAAAUUAAGGAUGAAAAUAAAAGUAAAAUCAUUGUUGCAGUGUAG